AUGUAUAACAUUAUUCACAUCGACGAGAAGUGGUUCAAUCUUACAAAGAAAUCAGAGCAUUACCACUUGUUACCCGAUGAAGAAGAUCCACAUCGCACUUGCAAAAUUAAAAACUUCAUUGUAAAGGUGAUGUUCUUAGUUUCUAUUGCUCAUACAAGGUCUUAUGAACAAGGAAACGAACUUUUUUAUGGAAAAAUAGGCGCGAUUCCUUUUGUUACACAAGAGCCAGCGAGAAGGAUGAGCGUAAAUAGAGUUGCUGGCACAAUUGAGACAAAACCAAUAACCUCGGUAAAUAUAGAUAUUAUAAGGUCGUAUUUGAUUGACAAAGUCAUUGCUACUAUCAAGGAAAAAUGGCCAUGGGAGGAUUCAAUAUAUCCAAUAUUUAUUCAACAAGACAAUGCAAGAUCACAUAUUGGUCAAAAUGAUGACGAGUUUCUCCGAGCAACGGUACAAGGUGAAUUUGAUAUUCGCUUGAUGUGUCAGCCUCCGAACUCUCCACAUUUAAAUGUUCUUGAUCUCGGUGUUUUGGUGCUAUUCAGUAACUAA
Messenger RNA from Erythranthe guttata (spotted monkey flower), 546 nucleotides. The record is from RefSeq and is a predicted model, not a curated record. NCBI's taxonomy places the organism in Eukaryota, Viridiplantae, Streptophyta, Magnoliopsida, Lamiales, Phrymaceae.